Dictyostelium discoideum AX4 is the source of this 1635-nucleotide messenger RNA. Its product is annotated as transmembrane protein. The coding region runs from base 1 to 1635 and encodes 544 amino acids. Lineage: Eukaryota; Evosea; Eumycetozoa; Dictyosteliales; Dictyosteliaceae. The transcript has 4 exons. The record is from RefSeq and is a predicted model, not a curated record.
AUGUUUUUAAUUGGAAUAAAAGUUAGAAAUAAAUUAAAGGUUCGACUUUAUUAUGUUUUAUUGAUUUUGAAUAUUAUAAUAAAUUACCUACCUAUGGUAAAUUCAACAUCAAAAGGAAUUGGUUUUGUUUAUAAUUUUUACCCAGGUGUACAAAUAAGAACUCCAAAAACAGAAGAUAAAACUAUUUAUUUAACAUUUCCAAAAUUAUUAUUUGAUUAUUCAUCACCAUUUAAUGAUGCACAUACAUAUUGUAGAGGAGAAGAUGAAAAAGUUGAAAAUUUGUGGAAACCAAAAAUAGACGUAUUUUUUGAAUCAGGUCAAAAAAAGGCAUAUAAUUUUAAUUGUACAGUUAGGGAACCAGAUAAAUUAAAAUUAAUGUUUUAUGAAAAUAUAUUAUUUAAUAUUAGUGGAUUUUCACCAACUCCAAAUAGUCCAGUUUGUUUGUUACAAGUUGAUAAAGAUAAAAUAAAUUAUUUAAAAGGAUUUAAAUUAAUAAUUCCAGCAACACCAAUUGGAUUUUCAGAUUUAUUUUUUCAAGUUCAAUUUUGUUCAGCAACUCCAAUGUAUUCAAAUGAAAUGAUAAAGGAUGGAACAGAAUUUGAACAAAUUGUUGUAUUAGAUGUAACACCAACAUUUAUGGGAUCAUCAGUUUAUUUAUUUUUAGGUAUGGCAAUUUUUUCAUUAGUAUUGUCAUGUUUAAUCAUUUCAGCAAUAAUACAUAGAUGGAAAAAUACAAUUCCAGAUUUUGAAAAUGAAAUUAUUAUUUUAAAUAAUACAACUGUAAAUAGUAAUGAUAGUAUUUCAAAUAAUAAUAAUAAAAUUAAUAAUAAUAAUAAUAGUCAACCCCCUAAUAAUAAUAAUAAUAAUAAUUGUAAUAAUAAUAAAAAAUCAAAUAGUAUAAAAAACAAUAAAAAUAAUACUUUUUAUGAUGAUACAGAAGAAGAAGAUGAAUAUGAUGAAAAUGAUGAUGAAAAUAAUGAAGAGAUAUGUAUAGAAAAUGAUGAUGAUGAUGAUACAUUACCCUGCGAUAAUGAAAAUAACGAAAAUGGAAUCGAAUUAAAAUCAAUACAUUGUGAUAUAUCAUAUAAAACUUACGAAGAAAAGAUUCAAUAUUAUUUAAAUAAAAUAGAUACUUUUUUUAAUAUACCGCCUCAAACUUAUUAUAUAGAUCAACAUGGUAAUAAUUCUUUAUCAGUUAGUCAUCAAGAAUUAUUAAAUACUUUAUUAAAAAGUAAUAAUAAAGAUAAUCAUUAUAUUGAUAAUAAUAACAUUAACAAUAAUAAUAAUAAUAAUAAUAAUAAUAAUAAUAAUAAUAAUAAUAAUAAUAAUAAUAAUAAUUUUAUAAAUAAUAACAUCAACAACAACAACAAUAAUAAUAACAAUAAUAAUAACAAAAAUGGUGGUUAUUAUAUAAAUAAAAAUAAUGAAUUGAUAAGGAUGGAUUAUAAUAAUAAUAAUUUUAAUGAUAUAAAUAUAAAUAAUUCAGGUAAUUUAAAUUGUUCAAAUAUUAAUAACAAUUUAAUUGGUAGAGAAGAUGAAUGUUCAAGUAGUGGAAGUAAUAAUAAUAAUAAUAAUAAUAAUAAUAAUAAUAAUAAUAAUAAUAAUAAUAAUAAUAAUAAUAAUAAAAAAAAUUGA